This is a messenger RNA of Silurus meridionalis, 1386 nucleotides long. RefSeq names its product CMRF35-like molecule 5. Bases 580 to 1377 code for a protein of 265 amino acids. The record is from RefSeq and is a predicted model, not a curated record. The transcript is spliced from 8 exons. NCBI's taxonomy places the organism in Eukaryota, Metazoa, Chordata, Actinopteri, Siluriformes, Siluridae.
UUUGAUGUAAUUUCCCUGUCUAGUGUCUAUAGGCUCAGAGUGGCAUGAAAGUGGUGUGGAAAGCCUGGGACACACCAAAUCGAAGGUUGACCAUCAAGCAAUGUUGAUGUCUCGAGUCUUCAGGAGUGCAUGCACCUCACCAGUUAUCCACAAAGUUGAACUGAGUGACACCAGACAGAAGACAGCUGAUGGUCAACUAGUGUGUAUGUUCUGUGCUUGUGUGAGAGCAGGUGGCAGUAGCCUGUAUUUGGCAUCAAAACAAUGAAAGUGGAGGAGCCAGAACUGUAAAUAUAUAACGCAAGCAGCAUUUAUGCCUGCCAUGAUCAUUACCAACAAAUUUGUGUAGUUUUUGUUCAACAUUGCUUGAUGGCCAACCAUCGAAUUGGUGUGGAAAUCCUGAGACACACCAAGUCCCAGGCAUGAUGGAAAAGCAGUGGAUGCAAUGUGAGGGCAUGCUGAUCCACGACUAUGCAUGGUUUCUCAGAGACACAGCAGAGUCAUUAAGGUAGAGAGAAUGAGGAAGUAGAAGAAGCAUUUUAUUAAUUUGUUCUCAAGAAGGCAUUUGAGACUGAACUUAGAAUGAAGAUCAUUCUCCUUUUCACAUUCUUCCUGAUUAACGCUGGAUCUGAUGCUGUAACUACAGUAACUGGAUACAGAGGAAGAUCAGUUGAGAUUAAAUGUCUCUAUGAUCCUGGAUAUGAAGAAUACACAAAAUAUCUCUGCAGAGGUGAAUGUACUGACUGGAUAAAUGUUUUGGUUAAAUCUGGAUCUCCUGCUGAAAACACCAGAUUCUCUCUGUACGACAACACAAUAGCCAGGAUCUUCACCGUCAAUAUCACUGAUCUGAGAACAGAGGAUAAAGACACUUACUGGUGUGGGAUCGAGCGAACAGGGAUUGAUAUUUACACAGAGCUUCAACUGCUGGUUAAACUGGAUGAUCCUGCCAGCAGUACUGUCUCACAGUCCACACACACCACAUACUCAACUUCAUCACCUAUCACAAGUCCAUCAGUGGAUUCUGAGACUCCUCCAGCUACAAUUGCUCCAUUAAACACAGUUCAACACCAAACCACUGCUCCCUCAAAAAAUGAUGUUCCAGAUUUUGCUACCCACCUCCUGAUCAGUACAGGUGCAGUCGUGUUCACUGUUGCUGUAAUUAUAGCAGUCUACUGCAAAAGUAAAGGUCGAGGACCCGUAACAUCUUCAAAGGAGACAAGUGAUGUUUAUGAAAAUUACCUAAAUUUCAAACAUCUGCAAGCAAAAGCAUGCAAGAGUCCAGACUCUACCACCGACCAAUCAAACCAUCAGAAUUCGACCUUUACUGAUAUCCAAUCAAAUCCAGUCUAUCAGAAUCUGUCCUUCCAUUAUAAAAAAUAAGAUUGAAAU